AUCAUGUGUAAUUAUCCACCCCACCCCACCCCUCUCCACCCAAAAAAUGUGAAUAUAUAUAAGAGUAUUGAAGUGUCAUCUAAAAGUUCAAAGAUGUUAGAAUUUUUUUUGGUGGAAUGAAAAAAUUUAUUCAUCUCCAAAACAAGUACAACGAAAGGGAAUACAAUGAAAGAAAACAAUGAAGUAGCUCACUCUAACUUCUACCUAUAUAAAGAACGGUACAUGUAUAUAUAUUCCUACCCCCUAUCUGUCUAUCUAUAUAUAUCUUCUAGCCAUCUUCUAUCCUUGCCCUUAUUCUCACAUCAUUCGAACUUUGCAUUCUUCUUUGAUUUGCUCACAUACUCUGUGCGGUCUAGGGAUUGAACUCUACCAUAAGGCUUCAUUCCUCCCUUUCCACACAUGAUAGGUAGUCGUUGCCAAGGCUGCAAAAGCAAAUUCUCUACUUAGCUCGCCUCCCAUUUUCCUUGCUACUCUUCUUCAUAGGAGCUGUCCUUCAACGUUUGUAAUUCUGACCUUUAGUCACUGUAGUAUUGUAGUUAUGCAUCUUCUUGAGAAUUGGCAGUCAUAGAAUAAAUGUUCAAUAGUCUCUAAUGCAUUAACACAUAUGCCUCUACGCACCAACCUGUCCUUUGUAAGUAGCUUUUUCUGCAUAGUCAACCAGCAUAUAAAGCUAUGUUUUGGCAUGUUUUGUUUGCUCCAGACUCAUCUUCCUGAUUGGCAAUUGUCCAGAGUUCCCUUCAACCGUGCAUAUCCUUUUUGGAUUGUAUACUUCCCUGUAGCUGACUGCCAUCCCUCAUGAACAUAGCCUCCUGCCAGUUUAUCUCUAACAUGACAAUUUUUCUUCCAGUUAUAGCUACUAUCCAUUGCUACAUUGUAUUGCCACCAAUCCACAUUUUUGAGGUAGAUAUGGUUAAUCCACUUAACCCAUAGUGAGUCAGUCUUAUGAAUUAUAUCCCAAAUAUAUUUCCCAAUAGUUGCCUCAUUCCAUGCUACACAAUCCCUUAUACUUAUUCCUCCUUCUUGUUUUGGUCGACACACAAAAGAUGUUAGAAUUAGGUCACAUUUUUAAUAACUUAAGGCUCGUUCGAUACGAGGGAUGAAAGAUAAUUAAUCCCGGGAUAAAAUUUGAGAGAUGAGUUUAUCUCAUAGUUGGUCGGGAUAAAAUCACGAUAUAACUAAUAUCCCGGAUUAGUUAUCCCGAGAUUGUAGUGUUAUUUUUAUCCCUAUAAGAGAAUGGGAUAACAAUCCUUGGGAUAAUUAAUCCUGGGAUAAAUUGUUUCUCAACCAAACGACUCCUUAAUGUCUUAACAUGACACCUCACGUGUGGGGCAUGUCAGAUUUUAUGGUUCUAACACGUAGAAUUUAUUUUUUUGGGUGGUAGUGAACUUCGAAGAUAAAACAUCUUAUCUACUCUAAUAUCACGUUAAAAUAAGGCUUAUAAUUAACUUGUUUAAAAUUUAAAAUCGAAGGACUUUACCAUCGAUACCACUUCAUCCACACCGGGCCGAUGUGAACACGUGUCCCGAUACAUUAAUGUCAUGACCAACAUGGAGACGGUAAAGACAGACUGCCAAUGGAACGAGGUAGUGAAGGCGGAGAUUCCCAGCCCUGAUGAAAAUAUAACGGAUCACAAGGCUGGCUUCCUUCAUGGGUAUACUUACCCGUUCACUUUGGGUCCUAUCGAUUCCUCUAAAUCCUCUCCCCUGGAGAUAGAUCCGGUUAUCCUUGAUUUUUGUGACAAAUAUCAAGUGACGCUCGGUCAAAUAUAUCCUUAUUUAUGGAGGAUAGUCUUGAUGCUUCGCCAUUUCACCGAAGGGGUUGCGGGCGAGACCUUUACCCUCAACCAUUUGAUUAGGUUGUAUAGCCCUCGAUUUUAUCGAGGUUUGAUCAGGCUUCACCACCGAUCCAAAAAAUUAUUUUUAUCGAGCACUGACGAGGGAAAGGAUCGAGGAUGGAUGAGUAGGUUCAUCCGGGUGAGGAACUCGAACAUCAUUCCGACCGGGAGGAUGCCUUUCCCUGAGAAGUGGAACACACAGCCCACCGCUUGGUACCCCGAAGCGGUUUCGAAUUUACUGGGGUGGAUCAAACUGUUGGACACUGCGUUCCCGUAUCUUGUUCGGUCUUGGUCCGACCUGGCUAAGGAGCGAUGGGUGGCCAAGAAUCAUGGCCUUGGCGAGAAUAUGCUAAUGAGGUCGCCCCCUGAUGGCGAGAUGGAGGCUUCGGAGCCCGGCAAAGGCAAGAAGAGGAAAGCUAAGGCGGCUGCCGAUCCUUCCAUGGCAAAGAAACCCAAGUCACUUGAGCAUCGAGCCGUUACUAGGACCUCGGCUUCAACUUCCAGAGCAAGUCCCGGUGCUGAGGAUGAGGAUGAUGAUGAUGAUAACGAGUGCCGGUUGGCACAGAGGACAAGGUCGAGAGCGGGAGCCUCGCAGGUUCCUCGACCGGAGGCUGCUGAAUCGAGAACGACCGGCUCAGGUUUUCAGUUCUCGUCAGGGGAACUAAGGGAUGCUCAAGAUGUGAACGCCGCCAAAGUCGGGGGUCCUUUCAAGGGGGAGGCACGCCUGGACAUAUUCUUGACGAUGUUAGCGGGAACGUCGAUCUUGACGCUCCUGGCUCUGUCAAGGCAGCGGAGAGGUUCAUGUAGCAGUGUAAGGAGAUGUAUGAUCAUUCCUUUUCCAGGCUUAACGAGGAGCUUUCAUGCCGCGAAAAGGAGCUUGAGAGGCUGUCCCUGAGACUGCGAGAGUCGGAGGCCCGUUCCGCCCGAAAGGAGAAAGAGUCAGGCGAGCUCCGGGCUACUUUGGAGGGAGCACUCCGAGAAAAGGCCGCCCUUGUCGAGCAAGUAUUUUGUUAUGCAUGAGUCUUUCAUUUGCUCCCAUAAUUCAAUACUGACUGGUUUACUUUUCCCUUCGUAGAUCGAUCAAAGGGAUUCGCUGAUUGGGCAAAAGGAUGUGGAGAUCCUCAGGCUAAAGGAACAAAACGAGGUGGCUGCCUCGGAGUUGGCAUCGACCCACGAUCUUCUCCAAAAUGCUCGAAAGGAGGUUGUUGCGCUGACUACGGCCAAGUCCGAGAUCGAAGGGAAGGUUGCCACUUAACUACAGGACGCAGCCACAACGAAUCAAAUAGCCCGUAAGAUAUUGAUAGGGGAUGUGCAAAAACUGGCACAGGCUAUCGAGCAUGCUAGAGCGAAGGCGAUGAGGGAAGACUUGGAGGGGGUCGGAACCAGAGGUGUCGAUCUUUCGACCGAGAUUGAGGAAGCCCGAGAAUUAGAGAGAAAGUCGGUGUUUUUUAUCAUCCCAGACUUUGAUCCUGGAGAUGGUUCGGAGGAUAGUGGCGAUGAAGAGUAGGCCUUGUGUCGCUUUUCCCCCUUUUUUCUUUUUCUUUCUGUGCAUGUACUCCCAAGGGAGUGAGUCUUGUAAAGACGUCUCUUGUAAAUAUAUUUUGGCAAUGAAAAAAGGGUUUUUCUGCCC
This is a messenger RNA of Nicotiana tabacum (common tobacco), 3464 nucleotides long. RefSeq lists its product as uncharacterized. NCBI's taxonomy places the organism in Eukaryota, Viridiplantae, Streptophyta, Magnoliopsida, Solanales, Solanaceae. The record is from RefSeq and is a predicted model, not a curated record.